CAGGUGGGGAGAUUCUUCAGAUAUAAGAUGUGGAGGAGGGAGGAGAGGCAGUCUUAGUCUGUUAUUGGUACUAUGAAGACUCACAUCACUCUGGCUGUCUUGGUGUGGGCCAGCAUGGCUAUGGUCAGCGGCCUGCCAGAGGAAGACUGGCGGCCUAAACUGGGAGGCAACUACAAGGAGGCCAAGUUGUCCCGUGCCACAUGUGGAGGAAAGAAGGAACUGGAGCCCGGGGAAGAGGUCACCAUCAGCAGCCCCGGCUACCCUGAGAAGUACCCCAACAAUAACAAGUGUAAAUGGGAUAUUGUGAGCAAGGACCCGAAGGACACGCUGGAGGUCAACUGUCCCUCCUUCUACCUCAGGAAGUCCAAGUGGUGUAGGGGGGACAGACUGGUGUUGUCUGACGGUAAAAAGGCCGCCCAGAGACUCUGCGGUCAAGGACAAAAGAAGUUCACUGCCAACAGCAACCAACUUACAUUAACUUUUAGGACAAACAAGAAGGGCAAGGACAAGGGUUUUGAGUGUACGGUGAAGAGUCUCGCAGCUUAUGGCUCACUGGGGACCACUGACGACAUGUUUAGUAGUACAGAUGCACCAACAACCAAACCCCCUGCAACCAAACCACCAACUGGGGGAAAUUGUAAUUGUGGUGUGGCCAACCCAUCCCGUAUUGUGGGUGGUGUGGAGGUGUCGCCCACACACAAGUACCCAUGGCAAGUGGGCCUCAAGAUAAGGAGACAAUCUGCUUACUGGUGUGGUGGCUCCAUCAUCAACGACCGCUACGUCCUCACCGCCGCUCACUGCUUCUUUAACAAGGAAGGAGAACGAGAGUCUGACAGGGGUCUGGUGGUGGGUGUUGGCGACCACGACAUGUCCUCAGGCAGUGAUGACGUAUCCGGUGUAACCAAGCUGGUGGCCGUCAAGAAAGUCAUCAUUCACGCCAGUUAUGAUCCAAAACAGUACGACUACGACAUCGCUGUGUUGCUCCUCAGAGAACCGCUUAACCUGUCCUCGCACGAAGAGGUCGGUGCCGUGUGUCUGCCUCAGGACGACACGAAGACCUACGUCGGGGAGAUGGGCAUCGCCUCGGGCUGGGGGACGCUACAGUCGGGGGGUGACCAGCCAUCAAAGCUGAUGGAGGUCAAACUGCCCAUCCUGGACCAAUCCUGCUGGGGCAAAAGUAUCACGCCCAGGAUGAUGUGUGCCGGAUACAAGGAGGGCGGUAAGGACACCUGCCAGGGAGACUCGGGGGGACCUUUCUACGUGGCCGAGAACAGCAAGUAUGUCCAAGUGGGAAUUGUCUCCUUCGGUGAUGGUUGUGCCUCCCCUAAUAGUGCAGGAGUGUAUGCCAGGGUGAGCAAGUUUCUGUCCUGGAUCAAGACCAACACUGCUGGUGCCACUUACUGUCAAUAGUUAUGACAACAACAUCUGCUGUUGUAAGAGUUGAACACAUUCAGCAGGUAGAUCACAACCACACACACACACACCAGUUAAUAUAGAUAAUAAUAUCAUAAGUAUUGUAUGAGCUGUGAAGAAAGCAUCAUGAAAAUAAUAAAGACUACAAAAAUA
Messenger RNA from Homarus americanus (American lobster), 1566 nucleotides. Its product is annotated as trypsin-1-like. Bases 73 to 1410 code for a protein of 445 amino acids. Lineage: Eukaryota; Metazoa; Arthropoda; Malacostraca; Decapoda; Nephropidae. The record is from RefSeq and is a predicted model, not a curated record. The transcript is spliced from 3 exons. Gene Ontology annotation, molecular function: serine-type endopeptidase activity. Gene Ontology annotation, biological process: proteolysis.